Schistosoma rodhaini is the source of this 3644-nucleotide messenger RNA. The record is from the annotation of a GenBank genome assembly. NCBI's taxonomy places the organism in Eukaryota, Metazoa, Platyhelminthes, Trematoda, Strigeidida, Schistosomatidae.
GCUUGGGAUAGAAUAAUAUAUUUAAUGUGAAUAUAAAUAAGUUAAACAUAAUGAGCGCGUCUGCAACACUGACUCAUGCCAUUCGAUUGAAUGAAUAUCUCCACGUUUACCACUUCCGACCUUCUCCAAGUGUUACAUCCUUUUAGUUAUUAUAUGCUUGAUUCCGGAGACCAUGUGAUUAGGAAACAAUGCCACUCCAAUUAUUCAUCCGAAUAUACUGAUCGUAAAUAGGACUGCAGGAAGAGAAAUGUUUGAGAAAUGGCAGUCUUACCUAAUUAUUGAUUUUUAAGUGAUAAUUGUCUACUUUUUUCUCCACCACCAUGGCGAAGUGUUCACCAUAUUUUUCAACUAUCUGUUGUUUAUGAACUUUCUGGCUUCUUUGGAUUCGUAUAUACUCUUCACUCCGUCUGGGUAAUGAUGUUGUAUUAUAAUGGAAGUUAUGCGUGCUAUUUAACUUCCAUCGGCUGCAUGGUCUAAGUAUGUGAUGAGCUAAUUAGUUUAUUUCGUAGUUGAUUAAGCUUACCUGUAAGAGUUGGUCUUUUUACAUAUGUCAGUAUUAUAUGACGUCAGGGAUAUCGACAAGCCAUAAAUGUUCGACAAUUACACUCGCAAGUGCCUGCAUCUAGUUCAUAACACCACAAAACUGUAUUUAAAUCGCACGUCCUUUAGCAGUUUACUUUCGCCGUGAAUGUUAUGUGUACGGGUGGUCUGAAAAGGGAUGGAAUUAUGCAUCCAUACUUUUUGGAACUCCUUAAACACACCAUGGAAUUCAAUCCAGUUUCCAAAACGCCUGCUCAGUAUUAUGCGUUGAAACGCCUCACUUAAGUCGACCGAAAUGUCUCUGGAACAUAAAUUACCACAAACAUUACUCGUUAAUUACUGAAAGAGCAGCCAUUUCAUGCGAUAAUACUCCAGUAUCUGAAGAAAGGACUACAAGCAUUUAGGAAUUACGGGUUACUCGUCAUGUCGUCUUAAUUCUUGCAGAAAACAAGGAUUCACACAAAUUCAUAGUAUCUUUAACUGAUAAUUUAUAAUGAAUACGCAGUUUUGCGGACCCCAACGAAUUUUAAACAAGGAGAGUGAGGUUCAGUAGGGUAAUUGGUAUCCCAGGUCAAGUUACGUAGCAACAAAAGAGCCAAAUUGUACACUACAAAACACAGUAAGCACAAUAAACGCUUUUGGCAUUGAUUUUGUGAAUUUGCUACAGACAAAAAAGACGCGAAUACAAGAAAACCUGAUAUUCGUGCAACCCAGAGGACAACCAACCGACCCACAACAAAUCAAAUACGGAAUGACCGCCUCGUGUCAGGCCGUUCAAGGUCGCAAAAAGGAAACGGCGGGCAGGUUUGAAAACGCACUGACUUAUUUACCUUGCCCUUGUUUUAUCUGUUGGUCGUAUUUUACUGCUCACUUUUAAGGAACUCCGGUCAACUGUUGCAUAAACAUAGAGAACUACUAACCUGGCUAAGUAUUUGAUGAUAGUAACAAAAGGAUUUACACCUUUAUAAGUGAAAACAAUUAUUUGUCAUGACCAAUGUUAUAUUGUUACCCACUUAAGUGUCUUUUGGAAGUUAGGGGAUAGCUGUUCUACCAUUGUUUAAAAUUUUAAGGUGGUUAGAAAAGCCUUUCCCACCUUUCCGUUGUGAUUUUUGGAGAGGAAACAGUUUUUGUUUUCACCGUUUUUCUUGGGGAAUGAUGUCUUCAUUCUCCACUCUUUGUCUGCUUUGAAUGUAGCACGAAUUUCAUAGUUUGUGUUAUUGUCUCGGUUGAUCCUAUUAUUUUUAAGUCACGUUUUCUGCAUUAUGCCUGCAGUCGGGCAUGAAAGUCGUAAAAUUACAGUUUGUUUCAAUAUUCGCUCUUGAGCUUUGUUACUCAGUGCUUGUACAUUAAUUCGGUCAUAAUGUAAUCACUAAAACCUAAUGUUCGGCUCAAAAUAGAUAGACCCCCAGGUAUAACUUUUCUACAGGCUUUUAAUAUGGGGGUGGCUUAUUGGAAAAUAUUUACCAAUGUCCGUGUUUCUCACUAUUUCUUACUUGGUUAUGAAAGAAAUAUACCUUUUUUAACGUACAGGUGAAGUGCAGUCAGUUUAGCGGACCAAAGCAUUCAUGGCUGUUUCUGUGCCUUGCUUGAAAGUAACAGUAAAUGUUGAUGGAUGUGAUGCACCGGCUGAACAAAAAGACCAAACAUUGACACCAAUUCAUUGUUCAUGUCAGGCAAUGUCGUGUUUGAAGAUGAAAAUACUGUUCUACGCGCUAUAGCCGAUUUUGCUGAACCAUUUGAUCGUCGUGUUGCAUUAGCUGCGGCUGCUGCUUUAGCCUCGCUCUUAGAAAAAGAUGAUAUUAAUGAUGUGAGCUUAAGUCAGUCAGAUAAUUUAGACGAAAUAUUUAACGAUCGUAAAUCUUUGACGUUAUCAAAUGAAACACUGGAUUCUAUUGAACAAUUUUCUCAACAUCUACCUCCAACCGGACGUUGGUAUAAGGCAUUAUCAGUUCCACCUCAAACAAUAUCACUUUUUCUACGAUUCCCACACAAAACAGAUGUAAAACUACCUGGGGCAGAACGUCGAAGUCUUUAUUACCGCCGUUUUGGUAACCCUAAUUAUGGUGGGAUGACUGGUAUUUUAAGUCGUUCAUACAGACGUCGUGUUCGGAUAUCGCGAAUUAAAUCCAGCGACGAUCCUAACGGUGACUCACGUCAUAUUGAAAGUUUAUCUGCACAAUUUGCUGAGUUGGUUGCCAACGCUUAUGAUGAUCCCGAUUCAAUAGUUAAUCAAAUGGUUGGUAAUAGUAACUACAAUAUAUGGAAUUCAGCUUCCCAAGCACCUGCACCUGAGCGUCCACUUGUUGUUUACGAUAAUCUGUACGAUGAAUCAGAUCAAGUAGCUCAUCCCACAAUAUUUUCCAAAUAUAAUACAAAGUCCAACACAAGACAGCGUCGAAAUGCUAGCGAGUUCCCUGUACCUAAACCUCGACGACAGCCUCACAAAUGGCCUCGUCGAGAUCGCGGUCCAACACCAAAUCGCUGGCUGACGAAUGACGACGAUGAUGAAGAUGAGGAUGAUAUAUUUGAAAAUCCAAAACCUGGGACGAUUGUGGUUUUAGACCCACGGGAACCAUGGGGAAGUGCAUUAUCUGGUAACUCUAAGCCGUCCUUGCGCUCAAGUGGCUCCAGUCGAGUCAAACCUGCUAAUCGUCAUUAUUGUCGUAGCAUUGCAACAGUUACAUUAAUGCCUGAUACCGAUGUUAAUGGUGAUAUAAAUGUAGUUGAGGACGAAAAUGCUCUCAGAACCAGGCGUUUGUUGGCGUCAAUGAGCAUGGUUGCAGACAUCGAAUCCAACUCUGGAAGACCUCGGUCUGUUUCAGAACGUCUUGGUGUCCCUGGAAAUCGUCCAAUUAAAUCACGCAAACCAAAUAUUUGGCAACGCUUGGGCUAAACUUCAUUUUCUUAUUUAGUAAUCUUUCUUUGUAAAAGCCUUUUAACUUCCUUCGCCAGAUCCUUCUGGUAUUAUAUUAUAUAUUUUUAUCUUUAGUCUAGUGUAUAUAUAUCCAUCCAGUAUUAUCCUUUUUGUUUUGCUUAAUUUCACUUACAGAGUGUAAUCUUAUUCUAACCACUAGUUGUAAAUAUAAAAGAGAUUUAUUUACACU